GUGCUCAGCCCCACUGCUAGCAUGUGAGUACUCUCGGCAAAGCGGCCUGCUCCCCAUGCUAUGGACACUCCGCAUCAUCACGGCUGCAUUCCCGGGCCCCUCUACCUCCUCCAGCAUCCGUGUGCAAACUUCCCAUGCCCAUCUGCUAUGACAUACAUCCCUGCUGAUGAUCUGCAUGAACAUUCCAGAACCACCCUGAGCCCCUACAGCUAUCCACUGAGCACAAACCAUGGCUUAGAGGAGCCCUCGCUGAGCAGCAUGCAUCCAUUAAAGAGUGUAGGGUGCCACUUUGUGGGAGGAGAAUGCCACCCUCUCCGGGCAUGGCAAGUAGGCCCCACAGCACCUGGUGCUAUGGCUGAACCCAGGCUGUAUCGGAGUUUGGAAAACCUACACUGGGCAGAAUCAAGCUUGUUUGCACACUACAGGAACUUGGAUAGCGAAUUUAUUCUGCACUGUAGAAGCACUCAGCACCUGUCGGAAGGGUCUGCGGAGAACGUGCCCAUCCAGGGUGUGACUGACAAGGUAGCCUUCCACCAGGACCUGCCGAUGCCCCCACUUGCCAAAAUUCAUCAUUGGCUUUUUCCAACAGUGGACGACAAGGUCUCCUACAGUGAUGCCAAACGGGAACUGAAAGAAAAGCUCAGAACUCACAGCUCCAAGACCGUGGAGCCCACUAGGCCUAUCCGCCCACAGACUCUGAUAGCCGACUGCGUGGCGAGAACACAGAAGGAUAGGCCAUGCCACCACUGUAAGCCUAUGUUGGCCAGCAGCACACCCUCUGCACUUUCGAAUAGCACAAAUGCAGCGGUCAGGCAUUGCACAAGUUUUUUAGCCCACAGGACUACUCCAGAGCACAUAAAGCAGGAGGCCAGGAGACGGCUACAGCUCCGAAGGCAAAACAGCUCGCCAAACCUGACUCUUUACCAAGGCGAGGGCGACAGUAGUGGUUUGAUCAAGUCAAAAACUGCCGAGUCCUUCAAUGAACAGAGACCGUGUCCUGGGAGAGUUUGGGAAACAGACUCUACCAAAAGGUUGGGCGUUAAAAGCAAGCUGUACAUACCAACAUUUGAAGAGUUUAAGAGAAUGCGCCACAAGGAGAAAAACUGUCCGACAAAGGGAGACGAGGGCUCGGAAACUGACGACAAGAAGCCAGAGCAAGACUAUAAAGAUGUAAACCCUCACCGGACAGUUAAUACAGACACCUCCCGCCAAAGGCCAGAUCAAGAGAGAACUGCCAUGACGGAUGGAUCCACUUCCCCAGCUCUAGGAAGCGACGAGACAACAGACUCCCGAACCAGAACGUCGUUGAGCAGUAGUGAUGCUGACAGCACAGUUCCACACACUGUAGAGCAUGGCUCAUUAGACAUCAGAGCUUGCCCUUCAUAUCGGCCUGCAUUCACCGCUCCCAUUUGUUCCAGUCCUGUUUCGAGUUUCCCAUUACAGGCUCUAACCAUGCAUAGUGAGAAAGAACAACUUGUGGGGUGUGAGCCUCAUGAUGAUGCACGUAGAUCGAGCGGAUUCCCUGGUGUGGGCGAGCAGGGUCAUGUUUCUGAAGCCCACUCUUCUUGCUGUUCAUCUUUGCUUUUAGAAGCAACUGACCUGUCUGGCUACAGUGCCAAGCUGCAGAAGAUGAAGGAUGGCCUCAUAGGAUCCGCUCUGGACCUCAUCAAGAAAAGUUGCAGCGCUGAAAGCAGCGAGUCUCCAGCCGGCGGAUCAUGUGACAACCCGAAAACCGAUAGCAGCACGUCACAGGGACAGAGCUGUCAGUCUCCCGCCGUCUCUAUGGCAACCCCGAGCUGCGAGAAUGCGUCAAGCACCGAGGUGCCCCCUGACCUCAAACCCAGUCUCUGCAGCCCCGGGUGUCGGAGGUCCAGCUCAGACAUGACUCAUGAAGCCGGUGACUCAGGAAAAAGCCAGCGUAGCUGCCGCCUGCGCCCGCACUUCAGCGACCCCAUGCCCACGGACGCUGUGAAGAGGAAACAGCUGGAGCUGAAGAUCGCAGCGGCGGCCCGGCAGCACGCUCACCGGCAGAGGCAGGACAAAGAGAACGGCCCGAUGUUGAUAAAAGCCAACACCACCACCUCCUGCAGCUCCGGCAAAGAGGGUAACUACACCUCAAGGCGCUCCUAUCGCUCACGCCACCGCUGGAGUAACAUCAGCAGCUUGAGCACCGACAGCGGCAUCGUAGGAGUCAGCGACGAGAGGGACGAGUGCGAAGGAGGGAACACCAGGCCAGCCAAGCCCGGAGAGGUGGAGAGGGUGGACAGCGGCAUUGGGGAUGCGUUAUCGAGGAGGUGGAGAACCAGAGUGGUGGAAGCCGCUGCUUCUUUGGAGGCCUGGGAGGCCCACCGGCCAUGUAUAGACUGCGGAGAGAGCAAUUUCGCCAUGGACACGGAGAGCCGAGGCAAAAGAAGGGAGACUCUGUGCAUCAAAUGCCUCACCCGGCGCAUGGAGCGCAAGGAAGCCGUCCUGGAAUUUGUCAACACGGAGACGAGUUAUGGGGAGGAUCUGAGGAUCAUUAAAGAGGAAUUCUACCUCCCUAUGCAGGCUGCGGGUUUACUGACUCAGGAGCAGCUGGUUGUCGUGUUCAGCAACAUACAGGAACUCAUCGACCUCAACGACAAGUUCCUUGAAGUCCUCCAAGAAGAGAUCGACCAAGCAUUUGACCAGGGCGACGACGACCUGAUGACAGUCUGCAUCGGGGAGAUCUUCUUGGACUUUGUCAACAUGCUACCUGCCUUCCAGAUCUACUGCCUCCAGCAGCCGACAUCUGUGGCCACGCUCAAUGCUCUGGAGAAAGAGAAGGAGCUCUUGAGAAUAUUCCUGGACGUGUCUCAGAAUGACAACACCGCUCUACGCCGCAUGAACCUGCGGUCAUUUCUGAUCGCUCCACUGCAAAGGGUCACAAAGUACCCCCUCCUUCUGAGCCGGAUACUGAAAAGUACCACCGAGUUCCACCCGGACCACAGCAGCCUGUGGGAAGCCAAAAGCCGAAUUGAAUCGCACUUAGAGCACAUCAACAUGAAAACCAAACAGGAGGGCAACACGUGGACCUUGCGAUCCUUCCGGAGGGAGAGCAGGAAGAACAGGGAGGUGACCAACAUUGAGAUGAGGGAGAUGGCCAUCAAGCAGGUCGGUUGGCCAAGAGAGGAGACGCGCUUUAUAAAGGAGGGACCCUUGCAGCUGGCACAGCCGACGGAUGGACAAUGGGUCAAGAAAGGUUGCAAAUCUCUUAAGUUCCAGAACGUGCACGCGCUGCUGAUGGUGAACGCAAAGAGGACCUCCGACUCCGGGCUGGAGGGCGCCGCUUUGGAGAAAACUGUCAAAGACGCUGUCUUGGUUCUUAUCAAGGACAAAAGUAACGGGAAGUUUGCAGCCCUGAGGGACCCCCUGAGGUUGGGACAAUGUGUGGCAUCCGUGGACCCAGACUGUGAGGAUAUAUUUGAACUCUUGGAGAUCAGGAAAGAAGGUUUUGUGUUCCGGGACAGCGACAGCUCCCGAACUCAACACUGGUUCCGACAGAUCAAAAGCUUCUCCCAAGAACUCGGGUCGUGGCAAAGACGCCGCAACGCUCUCCCAAACAUAAUGAUAAGCACAGCGCAAAACCGGUCCUCAAAUUGACAUUGGGAUGGUGUUUCUAUCCCAGCCAUCUGCCCAAGUGCAGACAACACUGGACCGUGUCUGUCCUGGGUCAAAUAUGGGGUAUUAUUUAAGCACAUGUUCUAUAUAUGCCGAUCUCAGCUGUUAACAUUCCAGAAUACAAAGGUUUUCAGUCCUCUCCGUGUCCAACAGGAUCCAAUAGGAUGUGUUUAGAUAGACCAGUCCGACAACCGAGCUCCUCAAGACUAAACCACAGGCUGGGCUCCUCAAGACUAGCAGCUUAAUCGUGUGGCUAUAGUCCAUUGCAAUUAUACACUUGAAGCAGCAGAUGAUCCCUAGU
Nanorana parkeri is the source of this 3940-nucleotide messenger RNA. RefSeq lists its product as uncharacterized. The transcript is spliced from 6 exons. Bases 61 to 3621 code for a protein of 1186 amino acids. Gene Ontology annotation, biological process: positive regulation of Rho protein signal transduction. Gene Ontology annotation, molecular function: guanyl-nucleotide exchange factor activity. The record is from RefSeq and is a predicted model, not a curated record. NCBI's taxonomy places the organism in Eukaryota, Metazoa, Chordata, Amphibia, Anura, Dicroglossidae.